Messenger RNA from Hypanus sabinus (Atlantic stingray), 3163 nucleotides. RefSeq names its product N-terminal EF-hand calcium binding protein 1 (gene necab1). Gene Ontology annotation, cellular component: cytoplasm. The transcript is spliced from 13 exons. The coding region runs from base 648 to 1679 and encodes 343 amino acids. Lineage: Eukaryota; Metazoa; Chordata; Chondrichthyes; Myliobatiformes; Dasyatidae. The record is from RefSeq and is a predicted model, not a curated record. Gene Ontology annotation, biological process: regulation of amyloid precursor protein biosynthetic process. Gene Ontology annotation, molecular function: calcium ion binding.
CUGCUUUCUGUCAAAGAGCCCUGGGAGAUAUUGUCAAACAACUAACACGGAUUUAACUGAGUUAGGUAUCCCAGGUUUUCAUUUGCCUUGACUUCACAAUUGGGGAGACGUACAAGCGGCGGCAGUCCCAAAGGAGAAAGAAAAAUGCAAGAACCUAAAAGACAAAGGAGCAAAUCAGAUUUUAAAAUAAAACGGGGAAAAGUGUAUCCUGAGGUUAAGAAAAACGGGAAUGGGUGAAAAGGCUGAAAUAAACGGGAAAUCGAUAUAGACGGUUUCGCAAAAUAGGCGUCAGUUUCACAGUGUGCGUACGAGUGUGUGUGACUCUGUGCGUGUUUGUUUUUAGCGGAAGCGGUGCGAAGCCGACAGUGUAUGUGCUCAGAUCUGUCGAGAUUAAGAGCGUAAGCGUCUCUCUGCGGAGCUUCGACUUCUGAAUGAGUGUGUGCGUGUGAUCGCGUGGCCCCCGAACCCAAACAGCGGUAACCUGCUCAGAUCAAAACAUACCCAGAGCAGCGACAAAUCGCAGAGGUAGCUUCCAGAAAGGCAUCUGCGCAGAUUUAUGCUGGGUUUCUUAGUACUGUAAUCAACUCGUCCGCAUUUCAGAAGAACAAAGUCAUCAAGUUCGCGCAUGAUAGAAAUUCUCUUAAACCAUGGCUUGCCCGGAAACGUAUCCUUUUUCAACAGAAGCCCCGAAUUGUGAUUUGAAGAAAGGCACGUCGAUUUUCCUGGACAUCUUACGAAGAGCUGACAAGAAUGAUGAUGGCAAGCUGUCCUUUGAUGAAUUCAAGGCUUACUUUACUGAUGGGAUCCUGACCACAGAGGAGAUGCAUGAAUUGUUUCAUACCAUUGAUAGCAGUCACACCGACAACCUCAACAUUGAAAAAAUAUGUGAGUUCUUUUCUCAACAUUUAGGAGAGUAUGAAAACGUCUUGGCAGCUCUGGAGGAUUUGAAUAUUUCUAUAUUAAAAGCAAUGGACAAAACUAAGAAAGAAUACCAGAAUUCGAGUAAUUUGGAACAGUUUGUGACUCGUCUUCUGUUGAAAGAAACCAUAAAUCAGUUUCAGUCUUUGCAGAAUUCCUUGGAAUGUGCCAUGGAAACAACAGAGGAACAAACUCGCCAGGAAAGACAAGGUCCCGUGAAACCAGAGGUACUUUCAAUUAACUGGUCAGGGAAACGCUCCAUUCGAAAGCUUAAGAGAAAUAAUAGCCUGUCUCCAAGUAAUACCAAUUUCAGCAUCUUAAACUCAGAUGAGGAUACAAAGUGGGUAACCCAGAUAAAUAGGCUUCAAAAGCUAAUUGACCGCCUGGAAAAGAAGGACUUAAAGCUCGAACCACGGGAGGAAGAAGUAUUGGAGGGAAAUGCCAAGUCUCACAUUUUUAUUGUGCAGCGACAGAUGUCUGUACUGGAAGAAGAGCUGGAGGAAUUCCGUUUAGCUUUGAGACAGUAUGUGGUAUCUGCAACCACACAAACGGGAUGCUUGCAUAUUUCUGUGCAGAAGCUAUCAAAUGAAUCCCGUUUUAUAAUUUAUGAAUUCUGGGAAAGCACCAGUCUCUGGAAAAUGCACAUCCAGACCAACUACAGCAAGACCUUCCAGAGGAGUAAUGUGGAUUUCUUGGAUACUCCGGAGCUAAUAACAACAAUGCUUGUACCUGCUUCAUGGUGGAUUCUAAAUAACAACUGAAACUGGCUUCUGCUGUUGGAGAAAGUUUAUGUUGUAUGACAGACAGAAGAUGGACAUACUUUAUUCAUGUAUUCAUGUUUUCAUGUAAACCAUUUAUAAAACAACUCAAUGUACUACAGUGUUAAGAUUAGUAAAAUCCAAACAUAUGAAAAAUGUUACAAAUCACUUACAUAAUAAAUAAUGAAUAACUGCAAAUAAUAUGCCAUAGUUGAUGAACGGUCAACUUUCAAGCAAGUGUGUAAUUCGUAGACAGCUCAAAUGUAUUAGUGCUAUAUACCCUGUAAAACAGUGACUUAUUUUCUGUAGUGCACUAUUUCAAUUAUCUAAGGCAUUGUGUUAACAAAAUCCAUGAUAAAACGUUUAAAGAAAUUUAAAAAUGGGAAAUAUGUUCCUUGUCAUUCAGUCUUGAGGGUAGAUCUGUACUUGAUUCCCUUUUACAUUACACAAUUUCUCUGAGUUUGAUGAAGCUUCGCAGCAAAGAUUUAGUAAUGUUAAUGUAAUUUCACCUUUCUUAACUUUGGUUGUUCUUUGACAUCAGCUCCAGUUUAUCUUCAGGAUCCAUUCAACAGUGUCAUUAAGCAAGCUGAGUAGCCAAUGACAUUGAAGAUUCCCUACAGAGAGCAAUUUGUAUUUGGUUUGUACAUUUUAUAGACUAUGAAAAUGGAGCAUACAUAAGAUUAAGGCAAAAGUGAAAUGUCAUGAAAAAUUAAACUAAUAUAUAGAUAUUGAAUUAUGAAACAGUCCUCUGAUGGAAUGACUUUUUAAACACUUAAUGGGACUGGAGAGAUUGUUAAGCAAUAAUUAUAGAAUAGCAUACUAUUAUAUACUCAAUUUAAAAUGUGUAAUUCAGGAUUGUUUUAGUUGAGAAUAAUUCAUAAAUAACUUUGCUCUUAGCAGUUUACUAAUUUCUGAAGACUAUGGAGAAGGAUCUAAAAUAUAAUCCCUGAAGAAUAGUGAAUCACUAAGAAUGUUCAUUCCCAACAUUACUGCCAUAUUAACCAUUACAUAUAUAAGUGCUGAUAAUGUCAGCGUUAUUUGCAUUGCAAACUCCUGGCUAAGGUCCUUUCUAAGUACAAAAGCUCAGCGGUGUAUUAUUGUAAAUACUGAAUAGAUAUAACUUAGGCUGACAUGGUGCAUCUUUAUUCCAAGCCAUAUAAGCUAAAAUUGUUAACCUACUUGUCCUGAUAUUAUAUAAUGUAAUUUCUGUAAAAACUUUUCUAGCAACUCUGAAGAAAUGGAUUAAAAGGGGGAAAAAAUCCCUUUUUAAUCAGUGAGAAUAUGAAUGGAAGUUGUUUGAGUUAUUUAAUUUUGCUGAGCGUGAUGGUCAUUUUACUGUUAUCCCAAUUUAAAAUGACUUCUGCUGUGAAUUCUGUGGAAUGAAUGAUAAAUCAUACUGUUGCCAUUUUAACUUUGUCAAGCAAAAAUUACUGUAGUUGCUGAUUAAUGCCUAUUCAUUGCAAACACAUUAAAUCUUGUGUUCUAAA